GUGCGCUUCUACUUGACUGCCAUAAUGUUAUGGAAUGACGAUACGGCGUACUCUAUGACCCUAGUCAAACACUUAACCGUACCCAUAGGUGCAUGGCCCUUGCAAGAAUACAAUAAGUUCGCUUUGUUGCGUCAUAUCUUGUCUAGUUUUGGCUUGACCGUGGCGGUGAUCGUACAGUAUUUGGAACUCUAUUUCAACUGCACCAGCGCGACUGCGAAUCUUGAUGCCCUAACACUUUUUGCAUGCGGUAUUGUCGCUUUAACAAAAAUAAUAUCGUUUCGCAUAUAUGCCGAUAAUCUGAUUUGUAAUUACUCUUCUGCUAUGAACGAUUAUCUUGCGAUCGAUACCGAGGAGAAGCGCAUCAUUAUGCGGAAGCAUGCUUUCUGGGGAAGAAUAAUCUGUAUUUUCGCCAUAUUUAUCGCUUAUGUCGAUUCGGGGAUUUUCAUUGUGGGACACGCACAACUAAGCAGUGAAGAAGCCAAAACUAAUAUAUCUAUCCUGGGCCACCAAGCGGGAUAUGCUAUUCCAUCGACAUGUACCUUAGCGCACUUCCACAUUUCGACGAGCUCAUAUUUAGUGAUUUUUGUGCUGGAGUAUGUCUGUUUAAUAAUCAUGUGCCUCAGCAAUCAUGGUAGUGACUCUGUAUUCCUUCAUAUCGUACUGCACGUGUGCGGUCAAUUAAAAAUUCUAAAGGCGAGUUUCGUCAACUUUGACGUUGAAAGUCCGAAAGUGCACGAACGCUUUAACGCAUUAAUUAGGAGACACGAUCAUUUAAUACGAAUGACCAGAAAACUUGCUGAAAUAAUUAGUUUUGUUUUGGUGGUACAAUUCUUUGUCAGCAGUAUGCUGAUAAUUAUAGUAGGAUUCCAAUUUAUCAUUGCCUUAACGUCCAACGACUUUGGUAUGGUGUCAAAAAGUUUCAUGGUGCUUAGUGCCUUUCUAGUGCAGUUAACGCUGUAUAGUGUUGUUGGGGAUUAUUUAAAAGUGCAGAUGGAAGAAGUUGCGCAGUCCGUUUAUCAGAGCGGUUGGUACGAUCUUCCUGUGAAAGUGACAAAAAAUAUAGUAUUUAUUAUGAUGUGGAAUCAGCUUCCGAUCAAGCUGCAAGCUGGAAAUUUUAUUGUGGUAGAUUUGGGAACUUACAUGAGCAUUUUAAAAACUUCGAUUUCAUAUUUAUCUGUUUUACGCGUGAUGACGCUCAUAUUAUUGAGAUUACCGCGCAACGUGGAACUCUACUCAACUAUAACAAUGCCACGGAAUGAUGAUGUGGCAUACGCUAUGGAUCCCUUGAAAUUUUUAACUGUGCCAUUAGGCAUUUGGCCGUUGCAAAAAUAUGGUAUAUUUCCCUUAAUUCGUUCUAUCGUAAGCGUCUUCAGUUUGGUCGUAUGGCUGAUCACGUUAUUCCUGGAAGUGAAUUACAGUAAUAGUGAUGCGUACGUAAAACUCGAUCAACUUAUGCUUUUGUCUUGUGCCAUUCUUUCUACACUAAAGAUAGUGUUCUUUCGCUUAUAUGCCGACAACCUGAUUUGCAAUUUCUUUUCUGCUGUGAGUGAUUAUCUCGCAAUCGACACCGAGGAGAAACGCACGAUCAUGCGGCGACACGCAUUUAUAGGAAGGAUGAUUUCCUAUAGUACCAUAUCUUUGGCUUAUGUGGCUGCGACAAUGUUCAUACUUUUGCCUAUGUUAAGCGAUGAGAAUGCUCAAGUUAAUGUAUCCAAGAAGCAAGCAGCGGAUUUACCCUUACCUAUGACAUGGAUCUUAGGAGAAUAUCACUUCUCUACGAGUUUAUAUUACACGAUUUUUAUAGUGCAAUACUAUUUAUUGUUACUCAAUGCUAACGCCAAUGUUGGCAAUGAUUCACUUUUCCUCGCAAUCGUUCUCCACAUUUGCGGACAAAUGGAAUUUUUGAAAACCGAAUUUACUAAUUAUGGUGUGAAAAGUAAAAAUCUAAAUGAAGAUUUUCUAGUAUUGAUAUCAAGGCAUCGCUAUCUUAUGGAGCAUGCGGAACGUCUGGUAGAUGUAAUAAGUUUCGUUUUGCUCGUGCAAGUGCUGAUCAGUUGUAUUAUUAUUUGCGUCAUCGGUCUAAGUUUUAUUGUGGCAUUGAAAACACAUGACAUGAUGAUGAUUACAAAAUGCGGAUCAGUGUUGAGCGCUCUGCUUUUACAAUUGUUCUUCUACAGUUUUGUAAGCGAUUAUUUAAAGUGUCAAAUGGAAGAUGUCGCUCAUUCGAUCUACAGCUGCGAUUGGUACAGCUUCCCAUUGAAAUUGAUGAAAAAUGUCUUAUUUGUCAUCAUGCGAUCGCAGCAACCUAUUCAACUGCUAGCUGGCAAAUUCUUUGUCGUAAACAUUGAAACUUACAUGACCAUAUUAAAAACCUCCAUGUCGUACUUGUCAGUUCUGCGAGUGAUGAUAGAUACAUAGAAUGCAGGUUUAAUAAUUGAUAGGAUAAUUUGAACACCGUACACCAUACAUGCAUACGUAACAGUGUCAUUUCGCAAAAAAAAUUAUUGUAAGGCACUAUCAUUCUUGAACGGAUUAAUUAAAUUAUAAGUAAAUAAAAUUGUUUUUUUUUAUUAUAUUAAUAAGCGUAUUAUAUAUCAUUCUACACAAGGAUGACCCACUCGCGGCCCACUAGUAGUUUGCAAUGAUACGACAUUCUCACUGACAUAAAGAAGUAUGCGAUGUUUAAAGUUUGAAAAACUAAAAAUAAAAAUAGUAAAAUACAUACUCCAUUAAAAUAUAUAUUUUCCACUUUUGUCUUCUAGCUAUAUUUGUUUUACAAAUACUUUGCACUAUUAUAUGCAAAAACAUUUAAAACAUAAUACGUAUCAGUUCUUCAACAAUAAAGUUUAACAUUGAUAAACUUGUAAAUGACAAAUUCUAAGGCUUCAUUAAUAAAACUUGUGUUUUAAAAAAA
Molecule: messenger RNA, 2914 nt
Organism: Solenopsis invicta (red fire ant)
Lineage: Eukaryota; Metazoa; Arthropoda; Insecta; Hymenoptera; Formicidae
Exons: 8
Coding region: 25-2418 (797 amino acids)
Biological process (GO): detection of chemical stimulus involved in sensory perception of smell; sensory perception of smell
Cellular component (GO): plasma membrane
Molecular function (GO): odorant binding; olfactory receptor activity
Source: RefSeq, a predicted model, not a curated record